AUGGCAUCGUCUCCGGCAUCGAAGUCUCGGAGGGACAGUCAAGCGAAGUGGACGGCACCGGAUCGCGAGGAGCACAUACAGAGCGAGCCGCAUUCGAAAACCGAGUCCAAAUUGCAUGUAAAGAAGGCGCUGCAGAAUAUGACCAAGUCGCAGGGAGAUACAUUGAAGCUACGGUGUGAUUUCGCCGGCGCCCCGGACGGCGGGAAACUGAGGAUCACGUGGCUGCGGAACGAUGCCUCCCUCGAAGACUUCGACGAUGAACGAAUCACGAUCAAAAACUCCGGCCCUCAUUCGUCCCGCCUAAGAAUUUCGGAACUCGCGUACCUCGACCGGGGAUUCUAUUCCUGCAGGGCUCAAACUGAGGACGGUCUCUCUGCCGAGAGCACCAUGAUACUCAAAGUCAAAGCCUCUGCCCUCGACUACGAUAACCGGAACCAAGGAUACCCCGGUUUGUUCGCGAAUAUGCCAACAAACAUGGGCGGCGGAAUACCGAGCAUGGGCAGCGGAAUACCGAACAUGGGCGGCGGACUGCCCAAUAUGGGAGGCGGGUUACCGAACAUGGGGGGCGGAUUACCCCACAUCGGCGGUCUCGGAAAUCGUCCGAUGGGCGCUUCCUUCGGGAAAAACCCUGGCAACUUCCCGCCGGGAUUCGUCAAAGAAUUCGGCAACAUGGAGGGAAGUGAAUUCCAUCCCGACGAUCCCAACACGUACUUGAGAGGAGGAAAAUGCGAGAUUUACCGCGGAGCCGCCUGCGAGAACUACCUCAGCAACCAGACCGUAUACGUCCGUCCCGGACUCAGUAUCCCGCAUCUGGAAGAGAAACUCGCCGGAGUUCUGACUGUCGUCAGGAGCUCUCACGAUGUCAGUCCCGAAUGUUUGAAAUUCGCCUUCCCAUCUCUGUGUAUGUUCGCGUUCCCUCCCUGUGACAAGACGGUGCAUGCGCACAAGCCCCAAAUGGUUUGCCGUGACGAAUGUGAGCUCUUGGAGGAAAAAAUCUGCCGAAUGGAAUAUUCGAUAGCAAAACGACAUCCCGUCAUCGGCCCAGCCAAUAUACUGCCCGACUGCAAAAAACUUCCCGAGCGCGAGUCCAGAGAAGGGGCAAAGUGUCUCGCUCUCGGAAUACCCCUGCCGAAAAUCAUCCAGCUCGAUGAAGAUCAGCACUGUUACGAAGGCAUAGGAGAAACCUACCGAGGGGCGGUUUCAGUUGGCAUAUCUGGAAACCCCUGCCAGCCUUGGCAUCAUCAAAUCCUCUACUCGAGAGUUGCAGCCCAUGAGGGUAUUUUGGGCGGACACUCCUACUGCCGAAAUCCCGACGGCUCGGAAUCGGGACCAUGGUGCUUCACCGAAGGAAAUCGCAAGGAAAUCUGCAACAUUCCCAAGUGUGCAGACUACAUGUGGUUGUACGUGAUCGUGCCUAGUGUGGCAGCGGUUGCGCUGGUGUCCCUCCUGGUGUCGGUAUUUUGCAUCCGUCGCCGAGCUUCAUCCAAACCGCCGCCCACCUCGCUGGUCAACAACUCACUGCAAGCCUUGAAAGUUGCCAAGAAUGGAUCAGCGACUCAAAGCAGGAUCAACACGAUGGAACUGAAUAAGCUCUUGCCUAGGACUCAGGUGCGCGCACCCGAGUUCCCGUUGUCCUCGAUUAAGUUUAUCGAGGAGCUAGGCGAAGGUGCUUUUGGAAAAGUGUACCGAGGAUCCAUCAUGGGUUAUGAUUGGUUAGCAACGCAGCAGCAGACGAUGUUCAACAACCGAUUCCUGAACGGGACUCCCAACGGGGAGCUCCCGGUGGCCAUCAAAACUCUGAAGGAGAACGCCACCGCCAAGGUCCAACACGAUUUUCAACGCGAAGCGGAGCUGAUGGCCGAUCUCCACCAUCCGAAUAUCGUCUGUCUCGUCGGCGUUGUGACCAGACAAGAGCCCAUGUGUUUGCUAUUCGAGUACAUGGAACAUGGCGACUUGCACGAGUAUCUCAUAGCGCACUCCCCCGCCCGAGCCGACUCGAUCAAUCAAACUCUGGAAUUCUCUGAUUUCCUGCAUAUCUGUCGACAAAUCGCCGCGGGAAUGGAAUUUCUGGCGGCUCAUCAUUACGUGCACCGUGAUCUGGCUGCACGCAAUGCUCUCGUGGGCGAGAACAUGACGGUUAAGAUAUCAGACUUCGGUCUGUCCAGGGACAUAUACUCGUCGGACUAUUAUCGUGUUCAGUCGAAGAGUCUCCUUCCCGUGCGAUGGAUGCCUCCAGAGGCGAUCCUGUACGGGAAAUUCACUGCGGAGAGCGACGUCUGGUCGUUCGGCGUCGUUAUGUGGGAAGUCUUCUCGUAUGGCUGCCAACCCUAUUACGGUUACAAUAAUCAAGAAGUUAUCGACAUGAUUCGCGCUCGCCAGCUGCUCCCCUGUCCUGAGGAGUGUCCUUCACACGUAUAUUCGAUGAUGGUCGAGUGUUGGCAUGAAGUGUCAGCGCGUCGACCCUCUUUCACGGAAUUGCACGCCAGAUUGUGUUCGUGGCAGGCUAUGCAUGCGCGAAGCGUCAGCCAAGGUAGUAGAAGUCAAUCGUCUACCACCAAUUCAACCAUGCUCAGCCAACAACGGAGAGCGAUGGAUACUUCAAUGGAUCGGUGCUCUACUCCGAACAGCCACGUUUAUCAGCAUUUAAUACACGAUCCUAAGGCAUAA
Messenger RNA from Galendromus occidentalis (western predatory mite), 2667 nucleotides. RefSeq names its product tyrosine-protein kinase transmembrane receptor Ror-like. The record is from RefSeq and is a predicted model, not a curated record. Gene Ontology annotation, cellular component: signaling receptor complex; plasma membrane. Gene Ontology annotation, molecular function: Wnt-protein binding; ATP binding; transmembrane receptor protein tyrosine kinase activity. Lineage: Eukaryota; Metazoa; Arthropoda; Arachnida; Mesostigmata; Phytoseiidae. The transcript is spliced from 9 exons. Gene Ontology annotation, biological process: cell surface receptor protein tyrosine kinase signaling pathway; multicellular organism development; positive regulation of kinase activity. The coding region runs from base 1 to 2667 and encodes 888 amino acids.